GUGAAGCUGUAUUUCUAGCAACGCUCAAUGGCUGUUUGGAAAUGGGUCUGACUGUUGCUUUGGCGGUCCUGCAGAGGUGAAGUUGAGGAAGCUAUGUCAUUUCAUGUGCCCUUGUUUGGGGCUUAGAAUCUUGAAGUGUGAUUGCUGGAGAGAAGGAACUCAGCAUUAUGCGCCCGGGUGAUAACCUCUAAUCAUUAUCGUCUACCAGCCUACUCCUCCCUGCUGCCUUUUCAUGGCAGGAGCUACCUUAACCCCUCAUCUGCGUGAGUGACACUGGUGCCUGCUGCAGAGAUGGAUGACUUCCGAAGAUCCUACGUGAGGCUGUGCAAAGAGAAUGGUGCUGAGCCACAGGAGAGCAUCCUGCAGCACUUGCAGGAGGCAACAGAGAGAAGCUGCUUGGAUUUUGCCACGCACAGCCUUUCCGUGGACACAUGUGGAGCCCUAGGCAAGCUUCUGCAGGACGAACUCCAGUUCACCGAGAUCACUCUGAGCGAUUGCAUGCUGAGUGAAGAAGGGGCAAAGCUACUACUACAUGGACUUUGUGCUAACACAGUUGUGAAAUCCUUGGAUCUGAAGGGCAAUAACCUACGAGCUGUGGGAGCUGAAGCUCUGGGGAAACUGCUCAGGCAGAACAAGUCUGUCAGGAGCCUCACUUUAGAAUGGAACAACUUGGGUAUCUGGGAGGAAAGCUUUGCCUUAUUCUGCGAGGGGCUUGGAGCAAACAGUACUCUGCAACGCCUGGAUCUGCGUAAUAAUCAGAUCAACCACCAGGGGGCAGGAGAGCUGUCCAUGGCACUGAAAAACAAUUCCGGUCUACAGGAGCUUGAUCUGCGCUGGAAUAACAUUGGGCUUCUGGGGGGCCGUGCGCUCCUGAAUUGCCUACAUAGCAACCGGGUGCUCCGACAACUUGAAUUGGCUGGGAACAAUGUACCCAGUGACAUCCUGAAGGCUGUGGAUCAAGCUAUGGAACACAACCAAGAGCGUCAGAACAUCCUCUGCAAGAGUCGAAACAUGACACACGUGCUCAGUAAAGAGGUGCUAUGCUUGAAGGAGGAGAAAGCGAAACAGUUCCUGGAUCUGAUGGACACUAUUGACCGGCAGAGAGAGGAGAUAACUCGCAGCAACAGGGUAUCAGCAGCGCGAGUCGGGCAGCUGCAGGAAGCCUUGACGGAACGGCAUUCUGUGCUUAACUCACUCAAAGCAAAGCUCCAGAUGACGGAGGCAGCCUUAGCUUUGUCGGAGCAGAAGGUGCGCAAUCUGGGUGAGUUGCUGAGCACGGCUAAGGAGGAGCAGGCAAGACUGGCAGAGAACCAGGCCUUGGAGCUGCAGCAGCAUAAGAAGGAUUCUGCUGAUCGAGAAGCAAAGCUGCAGCGUGACCUUUCAGCUGCCAGUGAAAAACAUCUCCUGCUCAGGAAUCAGGUGGACGAACUGGAAAGGAGGUGCCAAGGGCAGCAGGCGCAGCUGUUUCAGGUGAAGGAGGCCCUGACUCACACGACGGCAGAGCUGAAAAUGCGGGCUACACAGGCUGAAGAGCGCUUGGAGAUGGAGAAGAGGAGGUUCAGGCAGGGCCUUGAGGAUGCGGAAACUCUUCGGCUGAAGGAGGUAGAUCACAUGACACAUCACCUGGAGGCAACAGAGCAUUCCCUGCAGGAACGAAUCCAAAGGCUGGAAACGAUCCGCCUAGGGCUUGAGGAGGAACUGAGCCGAGUGAAAGCUGCUGCUGUUGUGGAGCGGGGCCAGGUUGAGGAGGAGAUCAUCAAAGCCAAAAACCAAGCCAGGUUGGAAGAGCAACAGCGACUAGAGCACCUGGAGGAGAAGCUGCGGCUGAUGGCUCAGUCCCGCGACGAGGCGCAGAAUUACUGCCUGCAUCAGAAACAAGCCAUGGCUGAGGCACUUGGAAAGGAGAGCCAGCUCAGCAUGCAGAUAGAAGGACUCAAGAGGCGGGUGGAGGAGCUUCAGCAGGAGCGGAGCGGCAAGGAACAAGAGAAGGUAGCUGAGGUCAACAAGGUGCGAGUGGAGCUGCUGGCGCAGAUUGGACACCUGGAAGCUGAGAGGACGGCACAAGAAGGGCUGCGAGAGAAAAAUGCAGCACUGGAGCGGCAACUGAAAGUGCUGUCCAGCAAUCACCGGGAGGCACUAUUGGACAAAGACGGAGAAAUCGCAAGUCUACUGGAGAAGCUGCGUGUUCGAGAAGCGGAGAUCUCCAGGAUGAGGGAAGAGGAAGCUCAGCGAGCCACUUUCCUUCAGAAUGCCAUCUUGACCUACGUUCAGAGCUCCCCGCUGAGUUCUUUCAGCCCCAAGAAGUGAGCACAAGUCUUGAAGGGUCUUGUCCCAACUUCCAUAAACUGGAGUCAGAAUGAGGAUUGCCAUAAGUUUGUGAGGCAUGUGGGAUAUCCUAGAUUCUGACCUUUUUGUAUCAUCGAGACUUUGGAAACUACCUGGACUUGAGCUGUCAUUUAAAGACGUGCAAUUGCCUUAGAAAACAUUUUCAGGGCUUGUGGCAAAGCCUAGCCUUGUUCAAACCUACAAGCCAUAUUUGAAGCCCCUGAACUGCAGCCAUUCAUUGCAGGAUCUACUCUGUAGCCAUUAUAAAAGGCCUGUUUGCAAGA
Messenger RNA from Eublepharis macularius, 2609 nucleotides. RefSeq names its product leucine rich repeat containing 45 (gene LRRC45). Gene Ontology annotation, molecular function: protein binding. Gene Ontology annotation, cellular component: centrosome. Bases 292 to 2307 code for a protein of 671 amino acids. Lineage: Eukaryota; Metazoa; Chordata; Lepidosauria; Squamata; Eublepharidae. The record is from RefSeq and is a predicted model, not a curated record. The transcript is spliced from 17 exons.